UCUUGCUGUACGAGUUUCAGGCCCGGGUUUCAGGAUACGGAGUUGUCCACCAUCGGUGCUCGCUUGUCUUCAAGUUUAGAUCGGCAGUGCGUUACGCACAAAGGCUCAUAUCAGGAUCAGGAGCGGCCGUACUUGAGGUACAAAGGCGCAUACAAACAGUGCGUGAGUUGCUUUCCAUUACUCUCUUGUUAUCGGAUAUUGCCUCGACAGACGAACUUAAAUUGCCAAGUUCUUGACAAAAUGAGUUCAAAAGACUCGAAAGGUUCUUCAGACCCGUUGUCCACCAAGACGAAAAAGAAGGACAAGACAAAGAAAGAGAGCAAAAAAGAGGAGAAAGAGAAAAGCAAGAAGGAGAAGAAAGAGAAAAGCAAAAAAAGGGACUCGAAAGAUCUGGACAGCCACGUUGCCAAUGAUACUAACGUUGCUGAGAUUGAAGUAGGUGGUCAGGAAGAUUCUGCCUCGCCAAAAACGAAAAAGAAGUUUGGAAUUUUUAGAGUCAGUGGAAGAAAAUCUAAAAGCGACAAAAGAAGCUCGAAGCACGGCUCCUCUGACAGCUUGAAGAGGCGAAGCGUUGAUUCAGCUGAUUUUGAGAGCGUUGGAAGCGAAAUGUCGCUGGAGGAGUCGACAGGGAGUGCCGAAAUGUCAACGACAAUUACUGAAGUGUCAUCGAUAGGUGCUGAAGUAUCAAAAACAAUAACCGAAGUGCCAACGGCAAGUACCCAAGAGUUAUCGACAAGUGUCGAAGUGGUAGAGGAAGGCAACGAGAUAGUUGAACCUCAAAGUAAUGGCGAAGUGAGCAACGAAAUUGAGGGACAAGAAGCUCUAGUGGAGGAAACGUCUUCAGAAGUAAAGGUUGUCAAUGCAGUUCUCCAAGAUGUGCCGCAAAAUGAAGAAAUCGAAAAACCACUAAACCAAGACACGAAAUUGGCAACAGAUACCUUGAAGGUGGAAUCAGUGAGCUCCCAGGACCAAAGUCCUGUAUCGUCAGAAGUGGAAACGUUCCAUUUCAAACUGCAAUCAGCCGUCAUUUCCAUUAAAGACAAUCAGAACGUAGAGGGAAAUGCAGAACAAAAUAGCAGAACAGACGAAAGCAGGGCAGAAAGUGUACAAAUGGUGAUUGAAGAAGAUACCUCCACUUACCCAAAGAAGAAUUUUGCAGUAGCACCAGAAGUCUCUUUGGAAAAUAUCAAAUCAGAACGUGAUCGAGAAAUCACAAGCUCUGAAGAAAGUCUUGAUGCCGUGGUUUCCACAGAAGCUCUCAACACUAGGAGUGUGGGUGAAAUGAGCGGAGCUGUAGAGAUUGGAAUGCGCAGCAUCAUUGGCGUGGAGGAACCAGUCAUAUCCACAUACCAGGAGAGGAAAGGUCCGUCGCACGAUGCUGCCCAAGAGUUGCCUCCAAUAGACGAAGAUGGGAUAAUUUUAACGUAUGAGAACAAGACGCAAAACGAAAUCAGUGAGGAACAGCAUGUGCAAGAAGAACCUAUCGCGCUGUCCUCCAAAGAAAAAAGAGAGGACCUGCUAUUGAGCGAGAUCACAUUGCGAGAAGAAACAGUGACUGAGACAGAACCUCAGCUUUUGAUAAAGAAUGAGGACAAGAUGAAAACAGAUGAAGUACAUGGAGAAGCACAAGUGGAAGAGCCUUCCGAAGCACAGAUGGAAGAACCUUUCGAAGAACAAAUGGGAGAGCUGUCUGAAGAGGAGCCACUGAUACCCACAUACGUUCAGAAUAAACGAGACAACACGGAAGACGAAGAAGAGGGACGAGGAGAACAGGGAGAAGUACAGGAAGCUUCAGUGAAUGAAGAGGCGAUGGUUUUCAGUUAUCCCGGCAAGGAUGAAGAUCAGAUACAAAAUGAAGGUCAAGAUGGCCCUAAAAUGGAUGAGGAAGAGCCGGUGGUGCUGGAGAUUGAUGAGAACAAAGAAAAUCAAAUCCAAGAACAAAUACAAGAAUUUCUGAAACUGGAUGCUAGCAUCGACGAAAAUUCGGCACAAAAAAGCGAGGCUGUCAAGAAAGAUUACGAGGUAGAUGGCAUCUCUACUCGUGUUACACCAAAAGAAAACGAAUUGCCUAAAACCAAAAAAAUUAUCAACGAACACUCAGAGAAAUUCAGGGAUGAAUCGUCUCCCUUUGACAAGAAGAGCACCUUUAGCACAAGCACUCCAAAGAAGGAACCAGUCGACAGCGAGCAAGGCGCGCGAGACGAUGCUGAAAAUAUAAAGCAAAAGACAACCCCACUUGUCAGUUACAACGUCACACGCUUCAAACAGGAAUCAGUGCUGCAGUUUCACUUUAAAGUUCAAAUGGUCAACAACAUCAAGGAUGUAAAGUUAUCUACCAAAGUAUUGAUGGCUCAGUUGGCAGAAAUAAACAAAAAGCUUCGCGUGCUGCAGAAGGAACUACUUGCAGUUCAGAAAUGUGAUGGUGAUAAAAACCCAACGAAAAGCACUCAGAUGGUGUCAGUUGAGACAUGAAUUUGGACUAAAACACCCGAACAUGUCAGGUACAUUUGCCAACACUUAUAACGGGGUCUGAACUGUUAAUAACUACAAAGUGGAGCAGAUAUAGUGUUUUGGACACUGCUUCAUUAACUAAGAGAGGAUUAAGCCUGAGAGAGUUAGUCCCUAUAACUAUAGUAUUUAUUUCCAAGUUUUAUCCUCUCUCGUGUUACUUUACGAUCAUUUCCCGUUUUGAAGUUGUAGGAGGGUCGAGAAAUAGCCAGUCCUGUAAUGUGGACAGCCUAAGCAGCUUUACAAGUAUUUUCAUCCUCCGUGAGAACAUCUAUGCAACGUGUUUAGAGAACAGGAUACCAUACCCAAAAGUAACUUGAGAGAGAUUACCUUGAUAAUAAGGACAUUUGGGGGAUUAACUCUCUUACCCUUCAUCCUCACUUGAUAAGACAUAAUAUUUAGUUGUUUUGCUUGGAAAAGUUUAAAUUUCUCAUGAGCAGAGGAUGGUCCAUUGGCAGGUUUAGUCUCGCGACCUUGCACGUAUGAAGAGUUAUGCUUAGCCUGCUAAUUAGGGGGAUUGACCAUGUCGAGAGUUCCAGUUGAUGUUGGAGUUUGAGUUUGGGUCGUGGUACUAGUUUUACCCUGAAUGGGUAGCUUAAUUUAAAGGCAACUACCGGUUAACCUACGUAGAAUGGUUAGCUUUCAUUUUUAGGCGAAAAUAACACCAGAUAUAGAUGCUUUUAGUAGUUUUCUUCCAGUGUGCUGUAAUUGCGAAUGCCGCAAUUUGAUUGGCGGUGCUGUAAUUAGUGUGGUCUGAAAAAUGGCGAUGUCUUCUCUUUAUUCCAAAGUUUCAGAGGAAAAUAUAUUAUUAGAUAAUUCAAUUCCCGAAGACUAAAAGAAGGACAUUUAAGGACAUGCGACUUCAAAUUCUCAAAAUUCUUGAAAGAAUUGAUGACAUCGCGUACAUAGCGAAAAAGUUUCAAAUAAUGAUAAUUCAGUCCGGUGAGAUUUUGUUAAGCCUUGAAGUAUAAUACUCCUUAGUAAUGUAGCUUAAUUUAAAGGCAAAAAAAUAUAUUGCUAGGAUCCUGCUUAAACAAUUAGACUUGCCGUUCUCGAUUUCUAUGAGGAGAUAGUUGGUCGGCUUUCGGCCUCAAUGUAACAUCUAUUGCUUCACACAAAUUUCAAGCUCACAAUCUAAUUGUUAAAUACUACACGAAAUAUGAGAAUUAAGUUUUAAAAUUUUGUUGUUAUAUAGCUACCAAGGCCACGCUAUCUAACUCAAGUCCCAUCCACACUUGAAAACGGCGGUUUUACUAGCUCUGAAAACGCAUCAAAUUCCGUCCGCACAAGAAAUUUUGAUAACGCAACAAUCACAGGUCAUUUUUGAUUCGUGUUUGAGGCAAACUCGGGCAGGGAAAUCACCUGAUUAUCGUGAUGUCAUCAUUUUCGAAAAGAUUCGUUUUCAAAAUCUUUUCCAUGCACACUAAAACGCGAAGCCAGCGUUUUCAAAUUCCUCCGGUUUGAUGAACGUUUUUCGAAAAGUUCCAUUUUCGUACCGGAUUAUUUUGGAGGGUAGGACUAACCGUAGAAAUUAAGCGGCGUUUUCAAAUUUCUCCGGCGAAGUGUGGAAAGGGCCUGUAGGUAGGUAUGCAUGAGCAAAGUAACCUACACUUUGCCAGAGAAAUAUAUUGCCAUUGGCAAUGUUAUGAAACAACUGAUUCAUUUUCUUUGUUGUGCAUCAUCAACUUAUGAUGCAAUUAAUGUUUUUUUUUAUAGGGUAAGGUGAGUUUGGAGAGCACUGAAGAAGCCAGAGUACUCUCUUACCCUUCUUUCCUACACUCCAAAUUUUCCGCGUGCGUCAGAACUCGAUGAUGUACUCUAAAGUAUGAAUCAAUAGACCGUUUUCGAUAUAUUAAACUUCAGCUUGACAGUGAGGCUUGGAGGACACAAACAAAAGAAAUUGAAUGACUAUGUUUAUUCAUUUCUUUUGUUUGUGUCCUCUAGGCCUCACUACAAAGCUGAAUUUUAAUAUAUCGAUAGUGAUCUAUUGUUAAUUCCAUGUUGGUCUAAAAUGCUCGUUUAACCAGGUCGCACUAUUCAGGACAAACCGGCUAUCUGAUCUCGACCAAUCUUGUGAAAAGAAAAACAAAACAAAAACAACAACAACAAAAACAAGACUUGCCGAACUGGUUUCCUGACUUUUCCCGCGGAUUUCCCUACUUGUCAUGGAAUACUGCGCUGAAUUCCAGGUGGCUAAUUACCGUAUUUUGGCGGCUUCUAAUUAAUCAUAGUGACUGGACUGAUAGGUGUAUUUCAUGCCUAGAGACAGUCUAAAAGUUUGUUUUCCUCCUUUUAUUACACAAGAAAAACUAAUUGUAACUUAAGACAAGGUUGAACAUUUUGUAUAGUAAGUUGUUAUAGUCACAGUUGUGUAAAAAGUAAGCCGUAGAAAUUAGAAUACUUGGUUACUAAGGUCAAUGGCAGUUUUAUGCAAAGUAAAUAAAACAUUUCCCAAAACAAAUACUCGAGGAGAUGUCUAUGUCAAGAA
Messenger RNA from Orbicella faveolata, 4996 nucleotides. RefSeq lists its product as uncharacterized. The record is from RefSeq and is a predicted model, not a curated record. NCBI's taxonomy places the organism in Eukaryota, Metazoa, Cnidaria, Anthozoa, Scleractinia, Merulinidae.